This is a messenger RNA of Parathielavia appendiculata, 1005 nucleotides long. RefSeq lists its product as uncharacterized. The record is from RefSeq and is a predicted model, not a curated record. NCBI's taxonomy places the organism in Eukaryota, Fungi, Ascomycota, Sordariomycetes, Sordariales, Chaetomiaceae. Bases 1 to 1005 code for a protein of 334 amino acids. The transcript has a single exon.
AUGCUCCCUGACGAGACAGUCAAAGAUGCCGAGCCGGAGCUGCUGGCGGUGCUGGAGACCGACACUACAGCAGUAGACGAGUCGCCAGCGGACACAGCAGAGCUUGGGGUGGCCGACGAGGUCAACGAUCUGGAAAAGCUUGGUCCUGCCGAGAGGGUUGAAGAAGUCGAACCGAAGAUGCGGCUGGAGCUCAAUGUCGACGUGGUAGCAGUGAAAGAACCGCCAGAACUCGUUGCAGACGAACCCAGCCCGCUUGAGCUACUCGAUACCGACCGCGCGGUGGUUGUGGAGCUGUCGGUGGUCAACGAUCCAGAACUUUCCCCUGUCGAGGUGGUGGCCGACAGCGCUGUCGAGAUCUGGCUGAUGGGAGUGACAAUAGGUCUCCCGGUGCUUAUCCCUGCAAGAGGAAGGGUGAUGGUGCUGUGGAGCGAUGUCGCGGAACUCUGCGAGCUCGCUGACGACGAAGAUGCGGAGCCAACGCUGUCUGAAGUCUCGGUGGUUAAUGUACUGCUCGAUGAGUCGGUCAGCGAAGCAUUGCCCGCCCCGGUCGACGCCAGACUUUCCGCGCUGGAGGAUGGGAUCGCUGCUAUGGUCGACGUCGAGAAGGUAGACCUUUCAGAGCUUGAACUCGGUGUCAACGAGGAAGAAGGCAGCUGUCUCGUCGUCGAGCCAGCUGUUUGCGAUGCUUGGGCUGUUGUUGCCGCCGAAGCAGCGCCGGUUGAAAUGGCAGUCGUCGUAGGUAAUAGCGAUGCGUCGCUUGAUGACACGACAAGUGCGGCCUCGCCAUUGUUGUUUGAUGAAGCACUCUCGCUCGACGCUAAAAAGGUAGUCGAGUCGCUGACUGUACCCGCCUGCCUCGGGAACUUCGCUGGUUGCGUCCAGCGCCGUGGUCGAAUGCCGACAGGACCUGCCUCAGCGGCAGCCACAAGCGAGAGAACGCAUAUUAAUAGCGUUGAUGUGCGCAUCUCUCCUGUGCCGUCGGGAGUGGUGCUGCUGGUGAUGUAG